AAGGGUACUGCGAAUAUAAUAUUCUUAUUGAUGGUCAAGUACACAGAUUUUAAUGUUUAAUUCGUCAUGAUAUCAAAUCUUUUAAUAUUCGUGUUUUUAAUUUUAUUUACUACUUCAAUGCGCACACAGUUAAUUUAUGGCCAAUACGAACAAGGAAUUCCCUUUAGGGAAAACAAUUUCUUAGGCAAUCGGCCUAUUUUGCGUGAGUACGAUUUUAUUGUCAUUGGCGCAGGUCCGGGCGGCUGUGUGGUCGCAAAUCGAUUAUCUGAAAAUCCAAAUUGGUCAGUACUAGUGCUGGAAGCAGGACAAGAUGAAUCCAUUUACACAGAAAUACCUGGCGCACAGUCUCUAUUAGAAACAUCGAGCAUCUACAGUUGGGGAUACAGCACAGAGCCGACAAAAAACGGUUGUCUAGGUUUUAAGAAUAAACGUUGCUCUUGGCCAACGGGAAAAGGCAUGGGUGGGUCAUCGAUAAUUAAUGCUUUGUUUUACACGAGGGGGAGAAAAGACCAUUAUGAUACAUUUGCAGCACUAGGAAAUGAUGGUUGGGCUUAUAAUGAUGUAUUGCCUUAUUUUUUGAAAUCUGAAAACAAUUCUAUACCAGAAUAUCAAAACUCACCAUUCCAUUCACAAAAAGGAUACUUCCACGUCGAACGAGCUCGUUAUCGUUCACCAAUUGUUGACAUGUUCAUUGAAGCAGGCGGUGAACUAGGAUUAAAAAAAAAUGUUGACUAUACAAUUGAUCCGGAAUAUGGAAUAUCUCGUAUACAAGCUACAACUAUUAAUGGGCGCCGAUUGAGUGCAUCAAAAGCUUUUAUACAUACAGCCAAAGAUCGUCAAAAUUUACAUAUAGCAAUAUUCAGCCAAGUAACAAAAAUACUCAUUGAUCCAAAAACUAAAAAAGCAAUCGGAGUGGAGUUUAUUAAAAAGGGAAAAAUUAGAACAGUAUAUUCUAGAAAAGAAGUUAUUUUAUCUGCUGGGCCAAUAAAUUCACCACAAUUAUUAAUGUUAUCAGGAAUUGGACCAAAAGACCACUUAAAACACCAUGGUAUAUCUGUUAUCCAAGAUUUACCUGUAGGACAACAUUUAGAAGAUCACUAUGGUUUAAUCGGUUUGGAAUUUAUAGUGAAUCAAACAGGUCCAGUUCUGACACAACAAAGUAUAGCAGAUCCGUUUUUGUACGAUGAAUGGUUAAAGUAUGGCCGAGGACCGCUUACAGUACCGAGAGGUAGAGACGGUUUGGCUUUCAUUAGAUCACCGUCUGGCAAAGAGAUUGAACUCGUAUUGGCUCCUAUAACUGAUAAGCCAAACAUAUUUUUCAUUAGUACUUUGUUGUUGCAACCAGACGCCCGUGGGAGUGUACAAUUAAAAAGCAACAACUCAAUGCAGCCACCCGUUAUGUACUAUGGUUAUUAUGACAAUAAUAAUGAUCUCGAGGACAAUAUAUACGCACUCAAGUAUGCUGUAAAAAUGGUAGAGGAGACUCAGGCGUUUAAAAAUGUCGCUGCCAAAUUAAACCCUGUACCGUACUCGAAAUGUGAACAUUUCCGAUUUAGAUCUGACGAGUAUUGGGGGUGUUUAUCAAAACACUUCACUAACACAUUUCAUCAUCACUGUGCUACGUGCAGGAUGGGAAGUGUCGUCAACGAUAGAUUACAAGUAUUCGGAAUUCAGGGACUACGAGUAGUGGACUCUUCGAUACUCCCACAUAUUCCAAGCGCACAUCUUUACGCCCCUAGUAUAAUGGUGGGCGAAAAAGGAGCAGAUAUGAUUCGAAGUUAUUGGUCAAAGUAAUAUUUAUUAGAGUCGUAUUACGUAUUGAUUAAUUUCUUUAU
Molecule: messenger RNA, 1835 nt
Organism: Rhopalosiphum maidis (corn leaf aphid)
Lineage: Eukaryota; Metazoa; Arthropoda; Insecta; Hemiptera; Aphididae
Product: glucose dehydrogenase [FAD, quinone]-like
Exons: 3
Coding region: 67-1794 (575 amino acids)
Molecular function (GO): flavin adenine dinucleotide binding; oxidoreductase activity, acting on CH-OH group of donors
Source: RefSeq, a predicted model, not a curated record